CUUACCACGCACAUGUGGAACCGCGCGACGCUCCUCUCACAUUCCUACCUAACGUAAAACAGCUGUGUUGUUCGCGAUAGAAUCGCUAGUAAAGCGAAAAAAUCGCGUAACGAUCGGUGCGAGUGUGAUAAGUAUCACGAAGAAUUAAGAUAAACUGUUAUAAAGAGCGAAAAGCACGAUAAAACGAGCGAUCUCAAAUUAGCGCUCGAAGUAAUUUUAGCUGGUGGCAUUUCCGCGAUCAAAAGCUCGCCUAGUGAUCGGUUGAGUGGGAGCGGUAAUUCGAUCCGCAAGCGGUGAGGGAACUGGGGGAAGUGGAAAAUUGAAAGCGGAAUGUUUGUGCAUCUCUCCGUCCGGAUUGACGAUAAUGCUCGUUUCGUGCUCGAACGGUUAUUACGCUGUGCGUAGAAAAGUGAGUCCCUAUGGCACUCGAGGAUCAUUCGCGCUACACCAGGGUGCGGCAGCCACGAUUAAUAACUGAAGCGUCCUUCUCACACGUGUCACCGGUCGUACGUGUCACAUGACGCUGUGUGUCCUGCACGCGACACAAAAAUUCAAUUUGCUCGAAAAGUCGCGAUUCCUCGAAUCAUCACGGAAAACUGGACUCCGCACUGGCAGCGCAACUGAUUUAUAAAAAAAUUAAUGAAUCAUCAUCCUCUUUAAUCGACCACUUCAUUUCGCGAAGAUGAAUGUCAGUCUGAACUUUACGCUGGAACCCACGGGAUAUACGUGCGGCAAGUGCUUGGAAUCCUUCCACGAUUGGUAUACUCAGGUGCACGGUUGGGCUAGUCUAUUGGUAUGCAUAUUCGGCUCAAUCGCCAAUGUGCUCAAUAUCGCCGUGCUGACGCGUCGCGAGAUGCAAUCGCCCACUAACAUGAUUCUCACCGGUCUCGCCGUGGCUGAUCUCCUUGUAAUGAUCGAGUACAUUCCCUACGCAAUCCACAUGUACCUCUAUCAACGAUCCCGCAGAGAUACCUUCACUUACGGCUGGACCAUCUUCGUGCUGUUCCACUCGAACUUCACCCAAGUAUGUCACACGACCUCGAUCUUCUUGACGGUGACUCUGGCGGUCUGGAGAUACAUCGCGGUGGCACAUCCACAGAGAAAUCGCGAGUGGUGCAGCAACAAGCGCACUUUUCUGAUGAUCGCCUUCGCUUAUGUGUCCUCCCCGAUACUUUGCAUACCGCUUUACCUCAACACCGAAGUGAGGCCGCAAGUGGAAGUGUUAGACGAAAAAGGGAUGAGCAUAAAUAUGACAAAACUCGAGCAGACGGUCAACAGCACGGUCGCGUAUCCCGAAGGCACUAACACCACGCUGUAUUUCGUGAAACUCGCCGAAUCUCCGAUAAGCAAUGUUCUCAAGGACAUCAACGUCUGGAUCUACAGUGUGGUGAUCAAGCUAAUACCAUGUGUGGCUUUGACGGGAUUGAGUAUCAAGCUGGUUAAGGUGUUACUGGAGGCAAAACAACGGCGGAAGAAACUCACUACAAAGAACACCGCGAUCAAGAUGGGCAAUGGCAAGGGGAACGCUUGCGAGAAACCCAAGAAGAGAAGAAAGGGCAACGAUAAAGAGAGACAGACUGACAGGACUACAAUGAUGUUGUUGGCGGUGCUCCUGUUAUUCCUCGUCACGGAAAUGCCGCAGGGCAUUUUAGGAUUGCUCAGCGUUAUGUUGGGUCCGAGUUUCUUCAACACGUGCUACGUGAUGUUGGGCGACGUGAUAGACAUUCUGACACUUAUAAACUCGGCCAUCAACUUCAUCUUGUACUGCGCCAUGAGUCGACAAUUUCGCACAACCUUCAAUCAGCUAUUCUGCAAUCGAUGGCGAUUAAUCGGCAGAUGGAUGGCGGUGCCGCAUCAACCGAUGGAGAACAAUGGGCACACCGGGACCAAUCACACGGUGACCCAGGUCACCCAGGUCUAGCGUCGAAGAAAUCAACGAACCUUUUGCUAUCCAGUGUAAACAGCUCGCUGGACUAGCUUCCUUUUAAACACGUGUACCGCGAGAAUGGAAAGAAGGUAUUUCCUCCGCGGUUCUCCGUUCGCCAACAUGGCGGCAAGCAAAGAGAGGUGAAAUUUAUUUGCUCGCUACUGCCACCGGUCUUAAUUGCAUCGUCGUUGCGAACUUUACAACGCCCGGGGCGUCUUCAAGCGUCGGCUUACGUCCCGGGCGUACGACACACCAGAUAUGUAACAAAUAUUUGUUUAAGUUAGUUGGCGAAUCGUUAUGUUUUUCCAACAUGUUUCUUUUUAAUUUUGCAUGUUACUUAUCAGUUACAUUGCAACGUGUCCGACUGCCGUCGAAUUGACGAUACGCACAAUUAUAUACAUAAAAAACAAAUGUUGUGAUAGGUAUGUGAAAACCGUCAGAUUAUUGUUAUUAGUGAUUUUAUAAUGCCAUCGUACUUCCAUAUUUAUAAGAUGUAUCUUCAAUUAAAAAAUUAUCAAUUUUCCAGAUGACUGUAUCAGAAAUUAUAAAACUUAUUACAUGAAUAGCGAAUUUUUAUUCACAAACACUACUUCUUGUUCAUUAUAAAUUUUUAAUUAAAGCAAAAUUAGAAGCUUGUACAUCAUUUCGCAACAAGUCACUU
This is a messenger RNA of Temnothorax curvispinosus, 2588 nucleotides long. Its product is annotated as sex peptide receptor-like. Gene Ontology annotation, biological process: G protein-coupled receptor signaling pathway. The coding region runs from base 683 to 1921 and encodes 412 amino acids. Lineage: Eukaryota; Metazoa; Arthropoda; Insecta; Hymenoptera; Formicidae. Gene Ontology annotation, cellular component: membrane. The transcript has 3 exons. Gene Ontology annotation, molecular function: G protein-coupled receptor activity. The record is from RefSeq and is a predicted model, not a curated record.